CAGAGGAGGUCCACAUCUGCAGACAACAGGCAGGAAUAUUUCCUAAGAUGACCCAUGUGAAGCAACCAGAGCUGCCCCACUCUCCUCAUCAUCACUCUGCCACUCCCGCAGCAUUGCUCUCUGUUUGUACGGGACACUGGCCUGCAGCUCACUCACUGAUUCUGCAUGACUGUGACAAAGAUGUCAUGGCGCCCGACCUUCAGAAGCUCCAAGUUUCGAAAUGUCUAUGGGAAGGUUGGCAGUCGGGAGCACUGCUACGAUGGUAUCCCCAUCACCAAAAACGUCCAUGACAACCACUUCUGUGCCGUCAACUCCAAGUUCCUGGCUGUGGUCACUGAGAGCGCUGGUGGGGGCUCAUUCAUCAUCAUUCCUGUUUCCCAGUCAGGUCGUCUAGACUCUCACUACCCAAAGGUAUGCGGGCACCAAGGCAAUGUACUGGACAUCAAGUGGAACCCCUUCUUUGAAAACAUCAUAGCUUCGUGCUCGGAGGACAGCUCGGUGCGAGUGUGGGAAAUUCCAGAUGGCGGCCUGAGGCGUAACAUGACUGAGGCAGUGCUGGAGCUGUAUGGUCACAGCAGACGGGUGGGUUUGAUCGAGUGGCAUCCCACCAGCAGCGGCAUCCUAUUCAGCGCUGGCUACGAUUAUAAGAUUCUGAUCUGGAACUUGGAGAUCGGCGAGCCAGUAAAAAUGAUUGACUGCCACACAGACGUCAUCCUAAGCAUGUCCUUCAACACAGACGGCAGCCUGCUGGCCACCAGCUGUAAAGACAGGAAACUGCGAAUCAUUGAGCCGCGCUCUGGGAGAGUCCUUCAGCAAGCCAGCUAUAAGAACCACCGGGUAAACCGAGUGGUUUUCCUGGGCAACCUCAAGCGGCUGCUCACCACGGGCGUCUCUCGUUGGAACACACGUCAGAUUGCUCUUUGGGAUCAGGAGGAUUUGUCUAUGCCAGUGAUGGAGGAGGAUAUAGAUGGACUCUCUGGAUUGUUGUUUCCCUUCUAUGACAAUGACACGCACAUGUUGUACCUGGCAGGCAAGGGCGACGGAAACAUCCGUUACUUUGAGAUUACUACAGAGAAACCAUUCAUCCAGUAUCUAAUGGAGUUCCGGUCCCCGGCCCCUCAGAAAGGAUUAGGCGUGAUGCCAAAGCAUGGUCUGGAUGUGGGAGCCUGUGAGGUGUUCCGCUUCUACAAGUUGGUCACCCUCAAGGGCUUGAUAGAGCCUAUUUCAAUGAUUGUACCAAGAAGGUCAGACACAUACCAAGAAGACAUUUAUCCAAUGACGGCAGGAACAGAACCUGCACUCUCAGCGACCGAGUGGCUCAGUGGCAUCGACAGAGAGCCAGUCUUAAUGUCCUUGAGGGAUGGCUACAACCGGCCAAACAAGUUAGUGUUCAAGGCCCCAGUGAAGGACAAGAAAAAUGUGGUUGUGAAUGGCAUCGACUUGCUUGAGAACGUACCACCCAGGACGGAAAAUGAGCUCCUGCAGAUGUUCUUCCGGCAGCAGGAUGAGUUGCGGAGGCUGAGGGAGGAGUUGAGCAGCAAGGAUGUGCAAAUACGCCAACUGGAACUGGAAUUGAACAACAUGAAGAAUGUGAACCCCAACAACAUCUGACCUCAGACAAAGCCGCCUGCUUUGCCUCCAGUUUGGACCUCCAAAAAGCUUCGGAGCCCUCCUCCAUGUUUGAGCCUAACUCCUGCUGUUCUGCCUCACACAUUCUAUGGUCAUUGGACAAUCAUUUUUUUGAUUACCGCAAUAUUGUAAUAAAGACAACUAUGUUAUACAAUAGAGUAGCGGUCAUUGAUUGCCACAUUGAGUGAAAGAUUGCAAUCAGUGAAAUGUUAUUUUAUGUUAUGAAUUCAUUGGAUUAGAAAAGGUGAUGAAUUACGGCACACUUUCCAUCAGACCUUUAAGAAUCUUGUCUGAGUUUCAGCCACUAUGCUUUAUCGAAAAUGCCUCCAAAUCUUCUAGGUUAUCCCCAAGUACUGACAAGCAGCAACAUUCUUUUUCUUAUUGAGGCCAAUUUGGUCGAUAAAAUAUUUUCUUCAAAGUCUUAAAUGUUACUGCAGCGAGUACAGCAUCAUCUCAAAAUGGCUGACGUACACGUACUUGUGUAUGUCUAUUACUGCUACCUGACGCUAAUACAACUGCUCAAGUGCAGUCUUCUGAAGAGAGCAAACAGGUAACAAGCAGGUGUGAACUCUUGGCUCUGCAGCUAAGCCUUAAGGGAAUUUUUUGGGGGCGCUUAUUUGGUUUUAGGGCUAAUUACAUGGAUGGGGGUAUUGUACAUUUGCUUCUAUUUAUUAGUAAUUUUUCUCAUAUUGUUUAUGAGUAUGUGGAUGAGCAAGUAAUGAUUGUGAUGACUGACAGAUUUUGCUGAAUGUUUACAUAUAAUUGAUGCAAGAUUGUCAUGGAAGUGGCUCUUUGUUUUGUUUUGUUUUUUUACAAUAACACCAUAAAGGUAGAUCCUGUAUAAAGGUAGUAUAGUCUCAAUAACGAUUUCCUUUAGUUGUUACCUAUAUCACUGUUACUACAAACCAUAUUUAUUAUGAGUAAAUAUCUAAUUUUGCUCUCCUUCUAAUAGUAGAAAGACAUGUAUGCUAACUUUUAACCACAUUUUAAAACCUUAAAUAUAUAUAUUUUUUUUCAUUUUUUGAAACUAUAAUAGCCAUAAAACCACUCACUGUAUUUGUUUUUUCUUGGCAAUUUAGAAACAUCCUCUAACUGAUCCUAUCUUUUAGUGGACUUAGAAAGUGCAAAGGAUAUGUUUGGCUUCAGUACUUGUGUAACAAGAAUGAAACGUGAUCCAGUAAAUUUAAUUAAA
Molecule: messenger RNA, 2821 nt
Organism: Phycodurus eques (leafy seadragon)
Lineage: Eukaryota; Metazoa; Chordata; Actinopteri; Syngnathiformes; Syngnathidae
Gene: coro2ba
Product: coronin, actin binding protein, 2Ba
Exons: 13
Coding region: 166-1611 (481 amino acids)
Biological process (GO): actin filament organization
Molecular function (GO): actin filament binding
Source: RefSeq, a predicted model, not a curated record